This is a messenger RNA of Sinocyclocheilus grahami, 11493 nucleotides long. RefSeq names its product protocadherin Fat 4-like. The transcript has 17 exons. Gene Ontology annotation, molecular function: calcium ion binding. Gene Ontology annotation, biological process: homophilic cell-cell adhesion. Bases 1 to 11493 code for a protein of 3830 amino acids. The record is from RefSeq and is a predicted model, not a curated record. NCBI's taxonomy places the organism in Eukaryota, Metazoa, Chordata, Actinopteri, Cypriniformes, Cyprinidae. Gene Ontology annotation, cellular component: cell-cell junction; plasma membrane.
AUGGCGCUCUCAGGUAGAUCUCUGGACACUUUGCACCUCAUUUUAUUCGUUUUAUGGACUUUAUCGCGCUACUCUUUAUCCAGUCAAGUUCGGCAGGAGUUUGAGGUUCUGGAGGAGCAGCCGGUGGGCACAUAUGUGGGCACCAUCGACACCAAACCCUCUUUCACAUACAGAUUCAGCGAACACCACAAACUUUUUUCCAUCAACGCCACGACGGGCGUCAUCUACACGUCCUCCGUGAUCGACAGAGAAGUUCUGUCUAGUAACAUCAUUAAUGUGGUGGUUCUCUCCAGCCAGCCCACUUACCCCACCGAGGUGCGCAUCGUGGUUUUGGAUAUUAACGACAACGCGCCGGUGUUUCCUGACGCGUCCAUCGUGGUGUCGUUCAAAGAAGACGCGAGCAGCGGGCGUCAGGUGAUUCUGGACACCGCGACGGACGCGGACAUCGGGAGUAACGGAGUGGAUCACACCACCUACCGAAUCGUCAGCGGGAACGAUCAGCGAAAGUUUCGCUUGGAUAUCACCGUCAACCCGAGCGGAGAGGGCGCGUUUCUGCACCUGGUCUCCACAGGGGGGCUGGACAGAGAAUUAACCCCCUUCUAUCAGCUCCUCAUCCAAGUGGAAGACAAAGGAGAGCCCAAAAAGUUUGGGUUUCUGCAGGUAAACGUCACCAUUCAGGAUAUAAACGACAACCCACCUGCUUUUGACCAGGACCAGUACCAGACCAGUGUGUUCGAGGACACUGCAAUUGGCUCUAGUGUUCUGCAGAUAACAGCCACAGAUCUGGACGAGGGUGCAAAUGCUGAUAUAACAUAUUUUUUAGAUGAAGGAACUCCUUUUCAGAUUGACCCUAAGGCUGGGACUGUUAUUAUAAAUGAGGGGUUGGAUUAUGAGACAAAGAAAGAGUAUUCCCUCACUAUCCAUGCAGUAGACAACGGUGUCCCCUCUCUCUCAGGCAGGUCAGAAGCGACUAUAAAACUGCUUGAUGUGAAUGACAAUGAUCCUGUAGUUAAGUUUCGAUACUUCCCUACCACGUCCAAAUUCGCUUCAGUGGAUGAGAAUGCACAGGUGGGCACUGUAGUGGCACUAUUAACGGUUUCCGAUUCCGAUUCGUCCACAGCUAACGGUAAUAUUUCAGUUUCUAUACUUGGCGGAAACGAACAGAGACACUUUGAAGUUCACAGUUCACCCGUCCCCAAUCUGAGUCUAAUCAAAGUAGCCAGUGUGCUCGACCGAGAGCGAAUCUCCGCCUACAACCUCACCGUUUCAGUGUCAGAUAACGGCAGGCCCGUAGCUCGCUCGUCUUUUGCCAGUCUGGUUAUAUUUGUGAAUGAUAUUAACGACCAUCCGCCCAUAUUUCAGGAAGCAGAGUAUAGAGUAGACAUCAGCGAGGACAUUCCUAAAGGCAGCUACAUUAAAGGGGUCUCAGCUACAGAUGGAGACUCUGGGCAGAAUGCCAAUCUCCGCUACUCGCUGGUGUCUGGAAACAGUUUGGGCUGGUUUGCCAUCAGUGAGAACAGCGGUUUGGUUACCAGCGCAGCAGAGCUCGAUAGGGAAAUAGCUUCUCAAAUAGUGCUGAAUAUCAGUGCCAAAGACCAAGGCCUGCAGCCGAAAAUGUCCUACACCAAAUUAAUAGUGAAUAUCACCGACGUUAAUGAUCAGGUCCCCACUUUCACUCAAAGCACAUAUCACAUUUCAUUAGUCGAGCAUUUGCCGGCCGGCUCCGAGCUUGUGGAUCUGUCCGCCACAGAUUCGGAUCUUGGUGCCAAUGGCACGGUCCGAUUCUCAUUUGACCCUGAAACCCCCGUGAGUGUCCAGAAUAAGUUCAGGUUGGAUGCAAUAUCGGGGCGGUUGAGUACAGCCACAGAGUUAGACAGAGAAGAAGAGGGCUUCUAUCUGCUGCACAUCAAAGCCACAGAUGCAGGAAUGCCCCCCCUUUACACCAUCUGCAAAGUCAAUAUCACACUGAAGGACGCUAAUGAUAACAGCCCAGUGUUUUACCCCGUGCAGUAUUUUGCCAAUAUCAAAGAAAAUGAGCCUUCAGGCUCAUUUGUGACUAGUGUAACAGCUUCCGACCCUGACCUUGGCCUUAAUGGCACUGUAAAAUAUGCCAUCACUGCUGGUGACUCUUACAAGUUUCACAUCAACAACAACUCUGGUAAAAUCACGACUUUAGUGCCACUCGACAGAGAGGAGAAAACUGCUUAUCAGCUGCAGGUCACUGCGACGGACGGUGGCGGAUUGCGCUCGAACACGCAAGCUAUAGUCACAGUCACUGUUGUAGACACGCAAGAUAACCCGCCCGUGUUCAGUCAGAAAGAGUACAGCUUUGUUAUGUUUGAGAACGUGGCCGCUGACACCAUUAUUGGCACCGUGUCGGCCACCACGGUAGAUCUGAACACAAAUAUCACUUAUUUGAUCGCAUCAGGGGACCAACGCGGUCUGUUUGCUAUCAAAGGCAGCACAGGGCAGAUCACAGCUUUGGGGCUGAUAGACAGAGAAGAGCAGGCGUUUUACCAGCUCAGGGUGAUUGCUAGGGGUGGGGAGGUUAUGGGGGAAGCGUUAGUUAAUAUCACAGUGAAGGAUUUGAAUGACAACGCACCUCAUUUCAUUCACAAUGUCGAGCAUGUCAGCGCAGUGGAGAACUGGGCCACCGGUCACCAUAUAUUCCAGGCUAAAGCUUCGGAUCCUGAUGAGGGGACCAAUGGUAUGGUCAUAUACAGCCUUAAACAGAACCCUAAAGGCUUAUUUCAUAUCCACGAAAGACAUGGAUUGAUCACCCUCACUAGCCCCUUAGAAGUCACCACCAGCUCCUACCAAGUGGAGGUCAUGGCCUCUGACCUUGGCAUUCCUCAGCGCACCACCAGCCUCAUUCUCACCAUCAGCGUGUACGACGUUAAUGACAAUGUGCCAGUUUUCGACCAGCUCUCUUACGAAGUCACCAUUCUAGAAUCUGAGCCGGUUAAUAGUCGUUUUUUUAAGGUGGAGGCCAGCGAUAAAGACUCUGGACUCAAUGGGGAAAUUGUGUAUGACAUCGUUAGCGGUAACACAAAUGACGUUUUUGGGAUUUUCCCUGAUGGGCAGCUGUAUAUUAAAGCAGAUUUGGACAGAGAAGUACAAGAUCGGUACAGUUUAUUAGUGGUGGCCAAAGACAGAGCCGUCGAGCCACUGAGCGCCAGCAUUAAUGUGACGAUUCUCCUCGACGAUGUCAACGACAACCGUCCGCUUUUCAACAGCACAUAUUAUGUGUUCCACUUCGAGGAAGAGCAGGAGCGAGGCUCUUUCGUCGGGCUAGUUUUCGCCAAAGAUAAAGACUUUGGACCGAACAGCGAGGUCCGUUACUCCUUUGAAACGCCGCAGCCAAAUUUUGAGCUGAACGCUAUCUCGGGCGCAUUGACCAGUACGUUACAGCUUGACCGCGAAUCUCUCAUGAGACAGAGAGGUGCCGCGGUGUUCAGUUUCACAGUCGUAUCCUCUGAUCAGGGCCUUCCCAAGCCUCUCAAAGACCAGGCCAAAGUUCAAGUGUACAUACAGGACAUCAACGACAAUCCGCCGAAAUUCACCAAAGACAUUUACCAGGCCUCUAUCUCAGAAUCCGCCCAGAAUAUGACGCAGCUGCUCCGAGUCUCUGCCUCAGACGUAGAUGAAAAUAAAAACGGCCUUAUUCGCUACGACAUCAUGGAGGGAAAUGAGGAGAAACAAUUCAGCAUUGACAGCACUUCUGGUCAAGUUACUCUAGUGGGAAAACUAGACUAUGAGACAACACCCUUUUACUCCCUCAAAAUUAUGGCGGAGGACUCUGGGAUUGUGCCUCUGUCAUCCACUUGUGUAUUGAGCAUCAGUGUUCUGGAUGAUAAUGAUAACUCUCCAUCGUUUCCCAAAUCAACUCUCACAGUGGAUGUGCUGGAGAACAUGCGGAUUGGAGAGCUGGUCGCCUCCGUAACCGCUACAGACUCUGACUCUGGAUCCAACGCCGACAUUACAUACAGCAUCUCCGCCACCAACAACCACGGCACUUUUAGCAUAAGUCCCAACACUGGCAGCAUUUUCCUGGUCAAAAAACUGGAUUAUGAAACGCAGUCUCUAUACAAACUCAACGUCACAGCCAAAGACAGCGGAAGGCCAUCCAGGUCUUCCUCCAUUCCGGUCACCAUUCACGUGAGAGAUUUUAAUGACAACCCUCCUGUUUUUACACCAGGUGACAUUUUUAAAUCCAUCCCUGAAAACCUCCUGCUCUCCACUUCUGUCAUGACUAUAACAGCUCACGACACGGAUGCCGACAUCAACGGCCAGCUGGAGUACUCCAUCGUCAUGCAGACUCCUAGAGGUGGGCAUUUCCACAUUGACCCCACAUCUGGAGUGAUAUUAACGAACAAGGAAAUCGACCGAGAGUUCUCCAACCUUUUUGAGCUGACCAUCAAAGCGACCGACCAAGCCGUGCCGGUCGAGUUCCGCCGUUUUGCUCUGAAAAACGUUACUAUAUGGGUUACGGACCAAAAUGACAACAUACCCGUAUUUAUCUCCCAAAAUGCCCUAGUGGCAGAAUCCAACAUAGUAAUCGGUUCCAUUCUGACAACAGUAGUGGCUUACGACCCUGACGAGGGUGCCAACGGAGAGGUAGAGUACGAACUUGUGAGGGGAGAUUCGGAUACGUUUAUCAUGGACCGCUACAGCGGAGAUAUCAGACUAGCCUCUCAACUCGUUCCCUCAAAGCUCAUCUACAGUCUGACCGUGUCUGCUACGGAUCACGGCACGGAUCGCAAGACCUCACGGACGGAGCUGACCAUCAUCCUUCAGGGUUCGGAUGGCCCGGUCUUCUCCCAACACAAAUACAUCACUAUUCUAAAGGAGGGCCAACCGCCUGGGACCAACGUCAUCUCUUUGGAUGCCUCCAGUCCACGUGGCACCGGCACCAAGGUGGAGUUUUUUAUUGUUUCAGUCCGGAGCGGAGGGAAGGCCGUAGGCCGGCUUUUCACUAUCGGCCGUCACUCCGGGGUGAUCCAAACAGCUGCAAAACUGGACAGGGAGCAAGGCUCGGACCUCUACUUGAUAGACGUGUACGCCAUCGAAGCCGACGCCAGCCAGCCCAGAACGCAACAUGCAGAGGGAGCGAACGCUCUGGUGACGUACUCCAUCAUCAGCGGCGCAGACGACAGCUUCCGCAUCGACCCCGAGUCCGGCGAGCUGACGGCUAUCCGGCAUCUGGACCGCGAGCGCAGAUCCAAGUACUCGCUGCUGGUGCGAGCCGACGACGGCCAGCAGUCCUCCGACGUCCGAGUCAACAUCACGGUCAGCGACGUCAACGAUCACACGCCACACUUCUCACGCAACGUCUACUCCUUCGACAUCCCCGAGGACACCAGUCCAGGUUCGAUCGUGGCGGCGAUUCUGGCCAGCGACUCUGACUCGGGAUCAAACGGCGAGAUCACGUACUCUAUAGAGGAGGAUGAUGAGGAUGCCACCUUCCUCCUGAACCCGGUCACCGGCGUCUUCAACAUCAGCCGAGCGCUGGACUACGAGUCUCAGCAGUACUUCAUCCUGACGGUCCAGGCCCGGGACGGCGGAGGUCUGUCCAGCUCCGUACGAGUCUACUUCAAUCUUCUGGACGUCAACGAUAACCCGCCGCGCUUCCACAGCUCCGUCUACAGCAGCUCGGUCCCGGAGAGCGUGAUUCCCGGAGCGACCGUGCUGAGCCUGAGCGCCGCUGACGCCGACGACGGGCCGAAUGCGGAGCUGCAUUACACCAUCGCUUCAGGAGACCCGCACUCGCAGUUCACCGUCACAGACGCCGGCGUCUUACAGACCAGGAACGCUCUGGACCGAGAGACGCAGUCGUUUUACAACCUGGUCAUCACCGUUAACGACCUGGCCUUGCCUCCCUUGAGCCGCUUCACCAGCACCACACAGGUGUCUAUCAUCCUUCUAGAUGUCAACGACUGCCCGCCUUCAUUCACGUCCCAGACGAUGGCGUAUAUUCAGGAGAACACGCCGGUGGAUACGCUAGUGUUCACAGCGCAAGCGACCGACGCCGACAGCGGCCCCAACAGCUACGUGGAGUAUUCCCUCAAAGGGCCGUUUGGGAAUAAAUUCAGCGUCGGGAACAUUGACGGCGGCGUGAUUCUGGUGGGCGAACUGGACCGCGAGGAGAUGGCCAAUUACUCUCUGACCAUCGUGGCCACGGAUAAAGGCGAGCCGCCGCUUUCCUCCAGAAUGGAGGUCACCAUGAUCGUUCUGGACGUGAACGACAACACACCUAGCUUCUCGCAGAACAUCUACGACAUCGAGAUCGAGGAGAACACGCUCAGCGGCGCAGAUGUCCUGCAGGUGUUCGCCAGCGACGCCGACGAGGGAACCAACGGCCAGAUACGCUUCUCCAUCGCCGGCGGGAACGCUAACUCGGACUUCCGGAUCGACUCGGUGACGGGCGUGAUUUCUGUGGCGAAGCUGCUGGAUCGCGAGACGCGCUCGGCGUAUUCUCUGCUGGUGCAGGCGGCGGAUCGCGGCAGCAGCCCUCGUGUGGAUCGCGCCACCGUUAACAUCGUGCUUUUGGAUGUAAACGACUGCACGCCUGUGUUUGAGCUCUCGCCGUACAGCAUCAGCGUACAGGAGAACUUAGGAAACCUGCCCAAGAACAUCCUCCAGGUGGUGGCCCGUGAUGACGAUCUGGGCACUAACGGUCAGAUCAGCUACUCCCUGAGCAGCGGGAACGACGCGGGAGCGUUCAGCCUUACAUCCGGUGGUCAGCUGAACCUGAUCCGAACCCUGGACCGAGAAACUCAGGACAAAUACACGCUCAUCAUCACGGCUCACGACGCAGGUAAGACCGCUGCAUGCUUCUCAGUGGUGGCCCGUGAUGACGAUCUGGGCACUAACGGUCAGAUCAGCUACUCCCUGAGCAGCGGGAACGACGCGGGAGCGUUCAGCCUUACAUCCGGUGGUCAGCUGAACCUGAUCCGAACGCUGGACCGAGAAACUCAGGACAAAUACACGCUCAUCAUCACGGCUCACGACGCAGAGCAGGAAACAGCUCUGGAGCGCCGAGAUUCUGCUUUAUUGCAAAAUCGGUUGCCGUUUGGGAAUAAAUUCAGCAUCGGGAACAUCGACGGCGGCGUGAUUCUGGUGGGCGAACUGGACCGCGAGGAGAUGGCCAAUUACUCUCUGACCAUCGUGGCCACGGAUAAAGGCGAGCCGCCGCUUUCCUCCAGAAUGGAGGUCACCAUGAUCGUUCUGGACGUGAACGACAACACACCUAGCUUCUCGCAGAACAUCUACGACAUCGAGAUCGAGGAGAACACGCUCAGCGGCGCAGAUGUCGUGCAGGUGUUCGCCAGCGACGCCGACGAGGGAACCAACGGCCAGAUACGCUUCUCCAUCGCCGGCGGGAACGCUAACUCGGACUUCCGGAUCGACUCGGUGACGGGCGUGAUUUCUGUGGCGAAGCUGCUGGAUCGCGAGACGCGCUCGGCGUAUUCUCUGCUGGUGCAGGCGGCGGAUCGCGGCAGCAGCCCUCGUGUGGAUCGCGCCACCGUUAACAUCGUGCUUUUGGAUGUAAACGACUGCACGCCUGUGUUUGAGCUCUCGCCGUACAGCAUCAGCGUACAGGAGAACUUAGGAAACCUGCCCAAGAACAUCCUCCAGGUGGUGGCCCGUGAUGACGAUCUGGGCACUAACGGUCAGAUCAGCUACUCCCUGAGCAGCGGGAACGACGCGGGAGCGUUCAGCCUUACAUCCGGUGGUCAGCUGAACCUGAUCCGAACGCUGGACCGAGAAACUCAGGACAAAUACACGCUCAUCAUCACGGCUCACGACGCAGGAACGCCAUCUCUAAGCAGUUCUGGUACCGUGAUGGUGCUGGUUGGUGAUGUGAAUGAUAAUAUUCCAUCAUUCAGUUCAAUGUCUUUCCACACGACCAUUCCUGAAGAUGCACCCACCGGAACAGACGUCCUGUUGCUCAACAGCUCAGAUGCUGAUGUAGGACUCAAUGGAGUGAUCAGUUACAGUCUCAGUGGUGGGGACGGUCAGUUCUCCAUCAACCCAGCCACAGGCCUGAUCAUCACCAGCUCCUUGCUGGAUCGAGAGGCACGAUCGAGUUACCAGCUGCUGGUGGUGGCAUCGGACGGUGGACAGCCCACACCGCUAUCCAGCUCUGCCACAGUGUCUGUGGUUGUGGCCGACAUCAAUGAUAACCCUCCACGGUUUCACCAUCAUCCAUAUGUCACACACAUACCUGCUUCUACUUCCACAGGCUCGCUGGUCUUUGCAGUCACAGUAACAGAUGAAGACUUUGGCUCAAAUGCUCAACUUCACUAUUCGCUCACUGGACGCAAUUCAGAAAAGUUCAGGAUAGACCCCAUCAGAGGUGCCAUCACUGCCAAUGAAAAACUCACAGGGAGUUCAGAGGUCACCUUCACGGUCCACGUAAAAGAUGGAGGCACCAACCCCAAAACAGACAGCACAACUGUUACGGUUCGCUUCGUUACUGGAGGAGACUUCCCCCAUAUUAGAAUCAAGGAGAAAGCCUUCACCUUCCCAGAAAACCAACCCACAAACACUGUUGUGACUAAGGUGACCGGAUCUUCACCCAGGGCGGGUCCUUUGUCGUACUACAUUGCAAGCGGAAACCUGGACAAUGCAUUCCACAUAGAUCAACUUUCAGGAGAGCUGUCUAUCAAAAAGCCUCUGGACUAUGAGAAUAUUGAGAAGUACGUCUUGUGGAUAGAGGCUCGAGACCAAGGCUUUCCCCCUUAUUCAGCCUAUGAGAAAGUAGAGAUCGCAGUUCUGGACGUUAACGACAACCAUCCUAAUUUUGAGCAAGAGCCGUUUCACGCUGAGAUUUUAGAAAACCUCUCACCUCAACGUGUGCUGAUAGUAUCAGCAUUUGACCAGGACAGUGGACCAAACGGGCAACUGGAAUAUGCCAUAAUUGAAGGCAACAAAGAAAACAGCUUCAGCAUCAACAGGGCAACUGGUGAAAUCCGCACAACACGACCACUGGAUCGAGAGAAGGUCGCACAGUAUGCUUUGAGAGUAAAGGCAACAGAUAGAGGCAGCCCUCCUAAAAACACGGCAGUGAAGGUCUUGAUCAGCGUGUUGGAUGUCAAUGAUAAUGCUCCCAGAUUCUCCAAAAUCUUCAGUGCCACUGUACCUGAAAAUGCACCAGUGGGCUUCACUGUUACUCGAGUAACCACCACCGAUGAAGACUCAGGAGCUAAUGCUAUAAGCCGAUACUCCAUCAGCGACGCAAGUCUUCCCUUCAUUAUCCACCCCAGCACAGGAGAUAUCACCAUCAGUAGGCCUCUGAACAGAGAGGACACGGACCACUAUAUUGCCAAAGUCUCAGCACACGAUUCAGGAUGGACUGUUAGCACAGAUGUCACAAUAUUUGUGACAGAUGUGAAUGAUAACGCUCCGAGAUUUAGCAAGCCAUCAUAUUACCUGGACUAUCCUGAGCUGACAGAGGUCGGAUCCAUUGUGACUCAAGUCUCUGCCACAGAUCCUGACGAGGGUUUCAAUGGUAAAAUAUUUUACUUUAUCCGAUCUCAAACAGAGUACUUCCGAAUCAACUCCAGCUCUGGUGAGAUCUUCGUUAAACAGCAGCUCAGGUAUCAAAACUCCAGUGGCCACAGUAAUGUCAAUGUGAACCGUCAUAGUUUCAUCGUCACCACUUCAGACCGAGGCAUCAAGCCGCUCAUGAGCGAAACCACAGUUAUCAUAAAUGUAGUUGACAGCAAUGAUAACCCACCCACAUUUGAAUCUUCCUUUUACUUUACCCCUGUCACUAAAAGUGUAAAGGUCGGCACCAGACUCCUCAAAGUCACAGCCCAUGAUCACAAGGACUUUGGCCUGAACUCUGAAAUAGAGUAUGCAGUAUCUGGAGGAAACAGUUCCAGCAAGUUCCGCUUGGAUAAACAAACUGGAUCGGUCACAAAUGUGUGUGGUUACAGUCUCAGUGGUGGGGACGGUCAGUUCUCUAUCAACCCAUCCACAGGCCUGAUCAUCACCAGCUCCUUGCUGGAUCGAGAGGCACGGGCGAGUUACCAGCUGCUGGUGGUGGCAACGGACGGUGGACAGCCCACUCCACUCUCCAGCUCUGCCACAGUGUCUGUGGUUGUGGCCGACAUCAAUGAUAACCCUCCACGGUUUCACCAUCAUCCAUAUGUCACACACAUACCUGCUUCUACUUCCACAGGCUCACUGGUCUUUGCAGUCACAGUAACAGAUGAAGACUUUGGCUCAAAUGCUCAACUUCACUAUUCGCUCACUGGACGCAAUUCAGAAAAGUUCAGGAUAGACCCCAUCAGAGGUGCCAUCACUGCCAAUGAAAAACUCACAGGGAGUUCAGAGGUCACCUUCACGGUCCACGUAAAAGAUGGAGGCACCAACCCCAAAACAGACAGCACAACUGUUACGGUUCGCUUCGUUACUGGAGGAGACUUCCCCCAUAUUAGAAUCAAGGAGAAAGCCUUCACCUUCCCAGAAAACCAACCCACAAACACUGUUGUGACUAAGGUGACCGGAUCUUCACCCAGGGCGGGUCCUUUGUCGUACUACAUUGCAAGCGGAAACCUGGACAAUGCAUUCCACAUAGAUCAACUUUCAGGAGAGCUGUCUAUCAAAAAGCCUCUGGACUAUGAGAAUAUUGAGAAGUACGUCUUGUGGAUAGAGGCUCGAGACCAAGGCUUUCCCCCUUAUUCAGCCUAUGAGAAAGUAGAGAUCGCAGUUCUGGACGUUAACGACAACCAUCCUAAUUUUGAGCAAGAGCCGUUUCACGCUGAGAUUUUAGAAAACCUCUCACCUCAACGUGUGCUGAUAGUAUCAGCAUUUGACCAGGACAGUGGACCAAACGGGCAACUGGAAUAUGCCAUAAUUGAAGGCAACAAAGAAAACAGCUUCAGCAUCAACAGGGCAACUGGUGAAAUCCGCACAACACGACCAUUGGAUCGAGAGAAGGUCGCACAGUAUGCUUUGAGAGUAAAGGCAACAGAUAGAGGCAGCCCUCCUAAAAACACGGCAGUGAAGGUCUUGAUCAGCGUGUUGGAUGUUAAUGAUAAUGCUCCCAGAUUCUCCAAAAUCUUCAGUGCCACUGUACCUGAAAAUGCACCAGUGGGCUUCACUGUUACUCGAGUAACCACCACCGAUGAAGACUCAGGAGCUAAUGCUAUAAGCCGAUACUCCAUCAGCGACGCAAGUCUUCCCUUCAUUAUCCACCCCAGCACAGGAGAUAUCACCAUCAGUAGGCCUCUGAACAGAGAGGACACGGACCACUAUAUUGCCAAAGUCUCAGCACACGAUUCAGGAUGGACUGUUAGCACAGAUGUCACAAUAUUUGUGACAGAUGUGAAUGAUAACGCUCCGAGAUUUAGCAAGCCAUCAUAUUACCUGGACUAUCCUGAGCUGACAGAGGUCGGAUCCAUUGUGACUCAAGUCUCUGCCACAGAUCCUGACGAGGGUUUCAAUGCAGCUCAGGUAUCAAAACUCCAGUGGCCACAGUAA